AUGUCCUCGGCUGCCUCUUCCCGCCUUCCCGUUGAUCUGCAAGCGAGACAUCCCUUCCGAGGUCAGUACGACUUCCGUCUGGAUUUUGAUGGCAAAGAGACCGCGAGGGAUUGCAAAUUUUAUGCUGAUAAGACAGGACGUCGGAUCAUCUUCGUCAACAGAGACCGGCCCUUUGUCAUGAGGGCCCUCUUCCGACUGCCGCUCACUCCACUCAACCUCUACAUUCGUAUUGUGCCCCUCUACAUUGCUCAUGCUAGACGUAAUGAAGUGGUUUGCAGGUGCCCUAAUCAUGCGCACCAGUUAGUGACACCGGAAUCGGGCGUGUCUGCAACAGCACUAUCAGAGAUGGAGGCCGCAGAGACGUUGCGCAGUUUCAUCAUGAUUCAAUCACCACUGGCACGCUAUUGUCGUCUGCAGGGCCACCUUACAGUCCUUCUGCCCAUCGACCGGCUGCAAAUGGCACUAAAUCUUGGUCCCCCUCCCGACCACCGAGCCCACCGCCACCACAGGGAGCGAAAGCAGUCGGAGAGAGAAGAAAGACUAGGUGGUGGGGUAUCUGUGCUAACCUCAACACCACCAUCGCAUUCUCAGUCAGUUCCUUCUUCCUCUUCCAGCUAUCCUAUGGGUGUAGCUGCUGAGAAUCUUGUCUGUCGUAUUGGAUGCUACACAAGCUGUUUGGGUGGUCAGACACGUGGUGCUGUGGAAUUGGUGGUGCGAUUGGAAGAAAUGCCCAGAAUUUCGUUCGCUUCAUCGACGGAGAGGGACAACAUCGAGUUCUUUGAAGGAUACUGUGUCGCUAGUUGUUAUGGGUUGGUGUUUAUUUAUGUGAGCACGGGCACUAUCAUGAUUUCGCUUCGAGAAAAUGAGGUCUUUGCUGUUGACAAUGUAGAUGCAACUCGAACUCGCUAUCCUUGUGCCUGUCCGCUGGCUGGAGCACUGGGCCUUGAAGUGACAAUCAGUACAUUCAGUCUAUCUUUCCAUGGUCCGAAAGGCAUGUUCACCAGAGAAAGGUUUGUUAGCGAGGCCAAACCAUUCGGGGAUGGCCUGCUUUACUUCAUCAAUCGGCGCCUUGUUGUCCAACGUGGACGAACUUUUGAAAUUUGUGGAUGUCCUGACCCCCUCCAACCGCCCUCGGUACUGGGUCUCGACUCAGUGGAGGUGCAUUGUUCCUCCACUCCAGCUCGCGACAUCCGCAUCCAUAUCGAGAACGCAGCCUCCUCUUCUGCCCGCUUUAAGUCCUCUAACGCUGUCAGCGGCCGUGGUACUGGCAACAGGAGCAGCGGUGUUCGCCGCCAUGGCCGCCGCGGUCUCUCUGAGCCCUCCAUCUCUACCCGCACCAAACGGCGUCUCACACUGGUUGGCACCAAUGCCUGCACAGCGACUGACGUCGGCAUUAGUGGACUUGAUAGUCCAGUGAAUUCCACUGAAGUCAUCUCCGCUUCCUUCUCCUCCUCCAACGCUUCCUCCGUUUCUAGUUCCGCUUUUAUUGAUGUGCCGAUGGGAGGAAGUGGUGGUGGACCAAAGCAGCGUUUUUAUCUGGUAGCAACCAAGUCGAAGGAGAGGGCAGGUCAGUUGCGAUUGAUGGAUGAUGCCUGGGCGGCAUUUGAUGGGCAUCUUCUCAUAGCAGCUGAUGAGCAGAUUGCCGUUACUGUGGUCGCUAUGGGCAUUGGUGGACAUCUCUCAACCCUCACUAGCUCCAUCUUUCCCAACUCCUCUACUUUCCUCAUGCCCCCAUGUUCCAGUGCUGAGGCUCAUUCUGCGAGUACCGAAAAUUGUGAACCGCCUUGA
This is a messenger RNA of Echinococcus granulosus, 1788 nucleotides long. RefSeq lists its product as hypothetical. Bases 1 to 1788 code for a protein of 595 amino acids. The transcript has 8 exons. The record is from RefSeq and is a predicted model, not a curated record. Gene Ontology annotation, molecular function: transcription cis-regulatory region binding; DNA-binding transcription factor activity. Gene Ontology annotation, cellular component: nucleus. Gene Ontology annotation, biological process: regulation of DNA-templated transcription. NCBI's taxonomy places the organism in Eukaryota, Metazoa, Platyhelminthes, Cestoda, Cyclophyllidea, Taeniidae.